This is a messenger RNA of Salvia miltiorrhiza (redroot sage), 1728 nucleotides long. Its product is annotated as probable protein phosphatase 2C 59. The coding region runs from base 559 to 1443 and encodes 294 amino acids. The record is from RefSeq and is a predicted model, not a curated record. Gene Ontology annotation, cellular component: cytosol; nucleus. The transcript has 9 exons. Gene Ontology annotation, biological process: protein dephosphorylation. Gene Ontology annotation, molecular function: protein serine/threonine phosphatase activity; cation binding. Lineage: Eukaryota; Viridiplantae; Streptophyta; Magnoliopsida; Lamiales; Lamiaceae.
AGUAUUUUUUUAAUGCGAUAAUUAAAAAAUAAUUCUCUUCCACCUUACUCUCUCCUCUCUCUAUCUUCCUCUAUCGUCACUGUUCCGUCAAUAACCGUCGCCGCAGCGGCGUCCUCAAUCUCAAAGGCGGCAACAGAUUGAACGCCGUCGCCAAUCGAAGCAACGCGCAGGGAUCCGAUCAGAUUAAGCGGCUGCUGAGGCGGAGACGAGAGGAAUUUUGGAGGGAUACGAGGAGUUGAAUGUAGAUGAGAGGGUUCAUCUCAUACCCCAAAACUUCAUUCUCAAUCAUUCAAAGAGAUAAAUUGAAAAAUAGCCUUGAUUGGAAUUGAAACAAAUUUCAGAUGCUGUGAUGGUUUGAUCUUGUCGUUUUUUAGGAUUAAUACACAUUACUCUUGCAACAAUAAACAUUUCCCCAUUUCGGCCUCUUAAGAUUUGUUAGAGGGAAGAAUAAGGAACUAAUUAGGUGAAUUCCUUCCAUUAAUUAGGAAUAAAGGUCAUACCUUUGAAGCAAAAGCAGAAAAUUUGAAUUGGAAGAGAAAUUGAAGAGAGAUUGAUCACAUGGGUUAUCUGAACGCAGUAUUGUCACAGUCUACAAGCCAAGUCCACGUUGAUAACGCUCCGGUCAGCGGGGGUGGCCUUAGUCAGAAUGGAAAGUUCAGCUAUGGAUAUGCAAGUUCUCCGGGUAAAAGAUCUUCAAUGGAGGAUUUCUACGAGACAAGGAUUGAUGGUGUUGAUGGAGAGGUGGUUGGUCUCUUCGGAGUUUUUGAUGGUCACGGGGGAGCUCGAGCUGCAGAAUAUGUCAAACAAAACCUUUUCAGCAACCUGAUAAGGCAUCCAAAAUUUAUUUCUGAUACUAAAUCAGCUAUAUCCGAUGCCUACAGUCAUACAGAUUCGGAAUUCCUGAAAUCUGAGAACAAUCAGAACAGGGAUGCUGGAUCUACUGCUUCCACUGCAAUCCUCGUUGGCGACCGCCUACUGGUGGCAAAUGUUGGAGAUUCAAGAGCCGUCAUUUGCAGGGGUGGUCAUGCUUUUGCUGUCUCUCGAGAUCACAAACCAGACCAAACAGACGAGAGACAACGGAUUGAACAGGCUGGUGGCUUUGUGAUGUGGGCUGGAACUUGGAGAGUUGGAGGAGUGCUUGCAGUAUCUCGUGCAUUCGGUGAUAGACUACUGAAGCAGUAUGUGGUUGCUGACCCAGAUAUCCAGGAGGAAAAAGUUGAUGACACCCUCGAGUUUCUCAUCCUUGCAAGUGAUGGGCUUUGGGAUGUGGUGACGAAUGAGGAAGCUGUUUCUAUGAUUAAACCGAUCCCAGAUCCCGAAGAUGCAGCAAAGAGGCUGAUGCAAGAAGCUAAUCAGAGAGGGAGUGGUGAUAACAUCACCAUUGUAGUUGUUCGGUUUCUGGCUGCCAAAGAGGAAUCAUCUCAUACCGCUCAACGAGACUGAUUCUGUGAUCCGUGUUUUCGUGUGGGAACGAGACAGAGAAGAAAACAGCAAUAGGAAGCUUGUGCUGCAGCACUGAACUGUAAAAAAAGUAGAGACCAGUCUUUGCUAAUGAUGCACUGCUUAAGGAGACUCGUUACAAACUUACAAGAACUAAGAAUGUCAGUAACUUUUGAGUUAUUUAUAUUAUUACAUGAAAUCUGGGAUUAUUUACCAGUGAUUCUAGGCUGUAACUUAAGAUUUCCAACAUAUUGGACAUUAUAUGAAAUGUGUGUUGAUGACUGAUGA